Molecule: messenger RNA, 2942 nt
Organism: Diatraea saccharalis (sugarcane borer)
Lineage: Eukaryota; Metazoa; Arthropoda; Insecta; Lepidoptera; Crambidae
Source: the annotation of a GenBank genome assembly
UUUGAUGGUAUUUCUAUGUGAUUUGAACUAAUAUAUCUAAAAUAAAAUAGCAAGUAAUAUAGAUUUUUAACUAACCUAACCUAAAUAUCUUUUGUUGUAUUUUGCAGCCGAAUUCAAAAUGGCAGCAAAUGCCCCACUUAAGGAACAAUUGUCAGCGAUUGAAAUUCAACAAGAUUACUAUGAAGCUGUAGGAGAUGCGGAUUGGGAACUUUACGAGAAAAACGAUAGAAAAUAUUUGUUACAAAAAGUCGCUGUGGCCUUAUGUGGACCGCCGUCAAGAGAAGGCAAUUUGAGCGCAGGCGACGAUUUAAUACUACAGGGAUAUGAAACAAGAGAAACCGAAAUUUCUACCCAAGUUUUUAAUAAAAUAUGCGAGCAAGCUAAAUAUUCACAAGACAAUGAAAGUUUAUACAUCUCUCUUAUAAGAGUAGUUUGCGUUAUGCCAAGUGAAUCGGUACCUUUUUACAAAAUUACACCAUCUGAUUACUGGGUAGAUUUGCACGUGAAGAAAAGUGGUGUCGACAUAUCAAUUUUCCACGUGUUCAGUUUGAGAAAAUGUAUUUCUAUCAAAUCUGGAGCCCAAGGAUGCCGAAUCUUUAUAGACCACGAUGGAAGAGUUUACCAAAAUUGGCAAGCUUAUUUAACUAAUAAUAACUUACCUGAAUGCGUGAUGGUGGUCCCGGAAAAUGGACAGUAUAGAGGACACAUUGAAUCGGCUAUGUUUAAUGAUGACAAUAUGGAAUGGGCAGAGAUCAUGCCACUGGUGAAAUGCCAAGUUGUUCCAUCACCAGCGUUGGGGCUCGGUGCUAAAAUACUAAGCGUGACCGAUACUGCAAGUACAUUUGCCAACAUUGGAGCUUUGUUAGGGGUCGCUGGAGCAUUAUUAGUACCCGCCGCUGCUCCCGUAGCUGUUGGAACGGCAGUCGGAGUUGGUGCUGUUACUGGAGUAUAUGGUAUUGUGCGUUCAUCAAUGAAUUUAGCGGACAGACGUAAACACGAACAGAGUAUUGGAAUAGAGAAUAGUGCAGCUCGAGCUAGCUGGAUCAAUAUUUUGGUGUCUACAGCUGGUAUAUCUGCCAGUUGUGCUACUAAAUUGUUAUCCUGGGCUGCGGCAUCUGGAACUAACGUUGUGAUACUCAUGAACGCGGUUCGGGUAUUGCAAUAUGCCAAUUUAGGCACUGGCUUCUUAGGAAUCCUCAACAGUUUGAGUGACAUGAUCAUGAAGUACACUAAGUAUAAUGAGAAGCCUACAACUUUGGAAAUAUUCCAAUUUACUUCAUCAGCAUUAUUCUUUGGUAUUGGUGCUAUGUCAAAUCAAACUGCUCAAGAAAUUGUGCAAGACGCCCAAGCAAAGACGAUUAAUGAAUUCCGGGACGCUCUGCCUAGUAAAGUAAAAAAGAAAAUGUUUGAUAAAGUAACUGCCGAAACUCGCAGAGUAAAGGGUACAAUUCAAGGCAAUGCCGACGUAAUAAAAGGCUUGCAAAAGAUAGAAAAUAAAAAUGAAUUUUUUGCCAAAAUAGCUAGAAUAAACAAACAAAUGAACAAAAAUAAAAUACGAAUAUCUUUAGCUCCUGAUGGUAACCCAAUGAUAAACAGUCAGCAUAAAGUUGGUUUAAAUAAUCUACAUAAGCUCGGCAGAAGUGGUAGAGACCAAUUGUUUGCAAAAUAUGGUCCUGACACACUUAUGGCUAAGAACGCUCCGACGAGGCUACACGCAUCGACUAGCUCCAGCAGUGGUCCAGUCUUUUCACUAGAAACUGACUGUUUUAUCAAACCACAAGAAGUAAUCAAGAUCGGCGUCUUUAUAUAUAGUUUAUGCAACUCUGACCAAGACUUACUUUAUGAAAUUCUUUCUGAAAUAAGCAGAGAUAUCCAUGACGCGUUUCUAGUAUUCUGCAUCGAUUUUAUAGCUUCACUUUUACCAUUUGAAAUUAAUAAAUUGAGUUUGUAUGAUCCGCAUUAUAAGAUACGUAUAAUAUUAUUUGUCUUAAACUAUAUUAAAUCAAAUAUCGAUAUAAAUGAUUCAGAUAGAGAUAUUUCAUUUAAGAACGUAUUAAAGACAUUUUUUAAAAAUGGCAAAGUUGAUGCAAACAUGAUACGUAAGAUUAAAGAAAAGCUCAUGGAAAGAGUAUCUGAAAAAUCAUCUACAAAUAAUGAUCCUCGUAAAUUUGAUGAUUUAUACAAUUUCCGAAAAUCACGAAACGUCAAAUUUAUGACACUAACAGCUGGCGAAAGUGUUAAAAUCGGCAAUCAUGAUGUUUUAGUCAAAGCAAGCACAAUAGAAAAACUAGACGAGUGGCUUGAAAUGUUUUCACAAGAGCAGUGCGAUAGAUAUUUGAUGAUAUGUUUUGAAAUUGUAUCUCUUCUGACAACUAAGGAAAUUGAUAAAUUAAUCGAAAUAAAUUUCGAUGAAGAUGUUUUAAUGAGGGUUUCACAUUAUUUUGUUGCCACUAACAAACAACUCGAUCUAUUUGAUAUUUUAUCAGACGAUAUAAAUUCAGAUUUAUUAUCAGACAUUGCUUUAAACUAUAAACAAGAGAUUGUAGAAUGGAGUUUCUUUAUUGAUGUAAGGAAAUAUGCACACUGUAAGGAGUGUUCAUGUAUAAGUUUUAUACUGGAAUAAAAUUGAUAUCUUAUAUUUUCAAUCCAUAAUAAAUAAAUAGAGACCGAACCUAUAUGUAUGUUAUUAAAAUACUUAAAGUGCCUUAUAUGAAUAAAGUUUAUUUAAGCAUAAUGGAUUGUUAAUUCUCCAUGCAUGUAGAUUGAUAAUGUAGCGUAUAUGUAUGUGAAUCAAAAAUUUUUAAAAAAAGUAACAUGUAUAUUAGAAUUAUUUAACAUUUAUUCAAUGGAUUCAAUAAGUAAAAUAAUAUUAUAAAACUUCUAUUUAACCAGUGGUAUAAUAAAAAAUAUAUUGUAUUAUUAAUAAAGUAUAUACAAAUAAA